AUGACUGGUGGUGCUCGAACAUCAGCUGGAUUUACUUCACCGUUCGAAAUUGAAACUGAAUUGGGACAAGGAGCGGUAACAGUAUCAUUUUUGUUCAACUUCGCCGUCGAUGACAUCAUGCGAAGAACAGUGGAGCAAUGUUCUGCCGACAUCGUUUUAGCACUGUCAGAGUGUCCCUUGACCGAGCUCGAGUACGACGACGAUGUAGUAGUAUUCGCUUCAAGCAAAGCGAAAUUGCAGCAUGUCAUCGAUCUUGAGUCGAUACUGGCUUUGGCCUAUGGACUGCGACUCCUCUCUGACAAAUCCAAGCAGGUGUAG
Necator americanus (New World hookworm) is the source of this 318-nucleotide messenger RNA. RefSeq lists its product as uncharacterized. The transcript has a single exon. The coding region runs from base 1 to 318 and encodes 105 amino acids. The record is from RefSeq and is a predicted model, not a curated record. Lineage: Eukaryota; Metazoa; Nematoda; Chromadorea; Rhabditida; Ancylostomatidae.